AUGGGAAACGUCUACUCAAUCACCCUCUGCGACCGCGACCUCCACCACGUCCCCGACGAUAUCUACAAGCACCACAAACAUGUCGCCAAACUGCUGCUUCGUCGCAACAAUAUCCAGGAGAUCCCACCAGAGAUCAAAGUCUUGACCAAUUUGGUUGAGCUCAGUCUUCGGGAUAACCUCUUGACCACAGUUCCCAUCGAGAUCACAAACUUGCGGUUGCUUCAGAAAUUGUCGCUAGCAAGCAACCGGCUGCAGGAACCGCCAGAGUCCAUAGCGGCGUUCUCGCAACUCACCUGGCUGUCCCUUGCCAGUAACACUUUGACGACGCUACCAGACUCGUUUGCGCAACUUCAAAAGCUUACAUCCUUGGACCUACAGCGGAAUCGAUUCGUCACCAUCCCAGACUGCGUCUUUGCAAUGAGGUCGCUCACCAUCCUGCUACUCCAAAAAAACCGCAUCACUACCAUAUCUCCCAAGAUCGGCUACUGCACCCAGCUAGUUUCGCUAAACCUAUCUUAUAACCGGAUUCAGCACCUGCCCGUCGAGAUGAAGGAGUGUCGGAACCUACAGCAUCUUUUACUCAGCGUCAACUCUAUUCAGGCAUUACCUUCGGUGCUCUGUGAAUCCUGGAUUAACCUCCUCAACCUGGACCUGCACACCAACGACCUCAAAGCACUACCCGCUCAGCUCGGCGGUCUUAAGACUCUUAGACGACUUAAUGUAGCUAUUAACAAGAUUGAGGAGAUCCCGCCAUCGAUCGGACAGCUGCUGCUCCUGGAAUGGCUUAAUCUGAACGACAACAAGCUGGUCACCCUCCCCUCGACGAUGGAUCAGAUGCAGAAACUGGUCAAGAUGGGCAUUGUACAGAACAAGUUACAGACACUCCCGGAGGCGUUGGCACGGUUAACCCUCCUUUACAAACUGGAUUGCAGGAGGAACGAGAUUGAAUACCUUCCGAGCGCGUUCAAGGACAUGCAAGGGAUCCACAGUUUACUUCUCGAAGAGAAUCCUUUGAGUUAUCGGUACGGUGUCUCCAACUACUCUCGCCAGCCCCCGACUUUACUUGAGCUCGCUGCAAGGGCCGUCUUAGACAGAUACAACCCACAGGACACCGAUUUCUCGGCCACAUCCGGGCACAGUGCAACGUCUUCUCCAGGAUCCUCAUCUUCGCCUUCACCUUCAAUCACCUCUAAUGGCGCAACGGCCGAUCAUGCGGGCAUUGGGAUCUCGAACCUGAUUCCAACGAUGAUGGAUCUGGGCCUGACUAAGGCAUCAACUCUUCCUCCUCCAGCUGGAUCGCAUGCUCCUUCAACCCCACAAAAGAGUCGCUACAACUUUUUCAGUCGUGCAUGCGCCACUGUCCACCCACUCCAUUCAUCAAAACUCUCACGUGCCACAACUGUCGCCAGUCAUCAUUCCGGCGACUCUUCUUCCUCCUCUUCUUCCUCGACAUCACCUUCCUCCACAUCCUUAGUAUCCUCUCUCACCGGUUCGUCAUUGACCCCAGGAUCUCUCCCAGUCGAAAACAACAGUACUAACAGCAACGGACGUCUAAGGAGGCUCAAGUCUUCGCCUCGCGGUCUCAAACCUCCCUCUAUUUUCAGCAGGUCUCGCACUCACAACGAGAAAGCCCGCAUCCAUGGCCUGUCCCGGUCAAAUUCAGUUGCUGGUUCAUCAGUGGCAUCAACAGUGGCGCGAGUAAGAACUCUCACCAAGAUCGAGCGACUCCUUGACCCAGAAGUAUCGCUCCUCCCUUUGCCAUUAAUUGACCUCCUCUCGCUGCCAACAACCUCAUGCGAUUACUGCGGUCGACGCAUGUGUACCUCUGGAUGGGUCGACUUUUUGGAGCCCGCCAAACUAGGAAACUCUCGUAUGAUCAUCCCGGUCCGCCAUCGAAUGUGUUCCCUGCAGUGCGUCCGUCAUCAACACCGAGAUAGCUUUGGAGGCGAGCUGACAGAUCUGUUUGAAUCGACGGAUUUCCAUGUUGGACCCAAUGGCGAGAUGAUUGGGUCGAGGCCAAUUGUGCCGGGCGAGUUGGACGAGUACAUGAUUGAGGCUGUUCAGGAGGCUGCUGAGGCUGCAGGAAUUUCGAUCACGCACUUGUUGGAGCAGCACCAGGUACAGCAGCAGGAACUGGCGCAAGCACAGCAGCAAAAUGGGGGACAGGUUGUGGUUUCGGAAGAAGCACAGGGCACGCAGGAUCAACCCAUUGAAGGCAUGCUACCACCCAUGCCCGGAGCCAUCCCCGGUGUGCAUGGCAGUAUCUCGAUCCAAGCCCUGAACCAGAUGAGUCUUGACGAUGGCAGCCAACAUCAACAGGCACCAGCCGGAUCAAGAGCGUCAUCCAUGCUCCGUCAAACAACAGCGCGCCUCCGUCGUUCGCUCUCUCAAUCUACAACACCGAUCGAGAUCCAAGUAGAUGCACAGGGCCAGCUCCGACGUGUCGUCUACCGUCAACAGAGGAGUACAAGCCAUCGUCGUCGACUGUUGGAGACAUUCCGGUCAUUGAGUCAGGUUGGACAAGCUAAUGGUCUUGGAGGCACUGGGGGUGGUGGUGGGCUUGGAGGACUUGGUGUUUUGGCAGCUGCUGGACUGGGCAACCAUACCGCUAAUAAUGCCUUUGGAACUGCAGCUGCCAAUGGUGGUGGUGGUAACAAUGUAGGAGGUGGUGGCGAUGCUGGUGGAGCUACACGGGGAGGUAACUCUAACCGUGCAGCAGGAGAAGUUAUGAACGUUACGACCUUUGCCGUAGAACUAGAGCGAUUUUGA
Linnemannia hyalina is the source of this 2769-nucleotide messenger RNA. The record is from the annotation of a GenBank genome assembly. Lineage: Eukaryota; Fungi; Mortierellomycota; Mortierellomycetes; Mortierellales; Mortierellaceae.